UGAGUCCCUGUUCGUACCUCAGACAUGGGUUCCGUGGAGCGCGCCCAAAAUGUCGGGCGACUCCUGCGUAAGGAAGCGAAUGACGUGACGACCAAAUGGGAGCAGCUGAAUAGCAACUCUGCCGAUUGGCUGAGGAGGCUGGAGCUUGCUCUGCAGCGGCUGAUGGAGCUCCUGGAGGCAGAGGACCUCGUGGAUGGCCAGCUGAGACAGGCGGAGAUGGUCAAGGACGCUUGGGAGCCUGUCGGGGACCUUCUCAUCGACUCGCUGCCCGAGCACAUCCGAAGAGUCAAGGAGUUCCAGGAAGAGAUCGCUCCCAUACAGGAAGACGUAACGCACAUGAACCAGUUGGCGUCCACUUUCACUCUGCCUGAAAUCCAGCUGUCGCCCAACAACCUGAAAUGCAUUGAGGAUCUCAACACACGCUGGAAAUUGUUGCAG
Messenger RNA from Hippocampus comes (tiger tail seahorse), 438 nucleotides. RefSeq names its product dystrophin-like. The annotation marks the transcript as partial. The transcript has 2 exons. The record is from RefSeq and is a predicted model, not a curated record. Lineage: Eukaryota; Metazoa; Chordata; Actinopteri; Syngnathiformes; Syngnathidae.